UGACCUUGCAGUCACGUGAUCAGUGAGCGCCAUCUUGAGAUUAGGGCAGGAGUCUCGGUCCGGCUUGGUGCUUGCGUAGUAGGGUUAGCGGCUGUCAGUGUGCGUUGCAAACAGGUUCUGGUGGUGCGAGUCGCGGCGUCCGUACUCAAGCGUACUUCCACAAUGUUCCGGAAAAAGAAGAACGAUGUGCAGACGGAAUAUACCUGCAGUGUCCGCUUCCUGGACGACGAGCCGAUGCAGUUUACGUUUAAGAAAGACACUAUAGGUCAAUGGCUGUUGGACCGUGUCUGCGAGAAGUUGAACUUGAUGGAGAAAGACUAUUUUGGGCUGCGCUAUGUGGAUGCAGAAAAGCAACGGCACUGGCUGGACCCUCUGAAAACUGUUUACAAGCAGCUAAAAGGUGUGAACCCAAUGGUGCUGUGCUUUCGUGUAAAAUUCUAUGCAGAGGACCCAAUGAAACUUCAUGAAGAGAUAACCAGGUACUACCUGUUCCUACAACUCCGCCGUGACCUCCACCAUGGCCGUUUGCUGUGUGCACCUGAGGAUGCCAUUAGCCUUGCUGCCUAUAUAGUGCAAUCGGAAGUUGGUGAUUAUGACCCACAGGACCACCAGCCUGGCUACAUCUCAGAAUUCAAGAUGCUGCCUAAACAGACUCCAAAACUGGAAGAACGAGUCAUGGAACUCCACAAGUCUCUUCAUGGUCAGGUGCCAUCAGAUGCAGAAGCCAACUUUCUAAGGAAAGCUUGCACACUGGAUACUUACGGUGUUGAUCCACAUCAAGUAAAGGAUCAAAGGGGAGACCAAUUAUAUCUUGGUAUUACACAUCAGGGCAUCAUGACAUUUCGAGGGAGUCGCCGCACACAGCUAUACAAAUGGGGUCAGAUCAGGCGAAUCGCAUAUGAAGGAAAGAUGUUCAUAGCACAUGUCAGUGUGAAUGAGGAUGAAGAUGCAGGAAACACCAAAAAGUCCAUGAUGUCUCAUCAACUCUGCACACAGUCAUCGCGUAAACAGCAGCCAGUGGGUUACAAGUGUCUAACCCCAGCAGGAGCCAAGUACCUGUGGAGAUGCGCUGUGGAGCAGCAGUUGUUCUUCACACUGUCUACUUCAAAUUCUGCGCCCAAGAUGCGAUCAGGGGGAACUUUGUUUUCUCGGGGCUCCAAGUUUCGAUUCAGUGGCCGAUGCCAGACUGAAGCUUAUGAAGCCAGUGAACACAUCAGAAGAACGGAGCCCAAGUUCCAAAGGUCAUCAUCUUUGCCAAACUUUGCACGCAGAAACACAGGAAAUAGUCGCAACAGCACCAUCAGUCACAAGGACGUGUCUACCCUGAACGACUCUGUUCAAGACACUGCAUUACAUCGAAGACCUUACAGUGUUAUCUGGGCCUCCGGAAAGAUUCCAGAUUCACCAGCAAAUAUGGUUCGUGGUGGGUCAUCUGAGAGAAAAUCUGAAAUAAGAGCUCGUCCUAAUGAACUGGAACCUAGUCCAGUAGUAAAAGCACCUCUGGCACCACAGGAAGCCUUUGAUGAACAGCAGCAGAGACAGCAGCAACAACAACAACAACAGCAACAGCAGAAACAACAACAGCAGCAGGAACAGCAGCAGGGUAAAGGAGGUGCAAUCACUGGUCCCACCACAACUACCCCCUCUUCUGCUGUAGUUGCCGAACCUAUCAUUACAGCUGUAGCAGCUUCAGCAUCCGAGGGCUUGCCUCCUCGCCUCAACGGCCAAGCUGUCCGAGAUGCUGCAGAGACAGGGGUCGAAGAUGGAGGUGACACAAAUGCCAGCAUCAACACAACCAUGCCAUAUCAACCUGAUGUGACAACCUACGAGGAUGAAGAUGAUGAAGAUGAAGAUCUCAAUCCUAAGCAGUCGCUCGAAGAUGAGAUUCGACAGUUAGACAAAUAUUUUGUGCAGGGAGAUUUGAAUCACAUCUCGGCUGCAGUGCCACCAGAGAUUUCAGAAGAAACAGUUCCAGUUGAAGCAGCACCUGUGACCAAGUCUGUUCCUGGACAGAAAAAGAAGUCACAGGGGGGUAUUUGCUUGUCCGUUGUUCUCUCAAUGAUGGUGUCCUUGUUGCUGCUAGCUGUGCUGUUCUAUGUGUUGUACUUCUCUGGACUACAGCACCCUGCUUUGACUGAGAUCAAACGGCACAUCCAGUUCCUCGAACCUGUGCGGGACUUUGUGGCUCAGAAGGCUGACGAAACAGCCAAAUUCAUCCAGAGCUUCAGCAAGUGAGCUGUGCUCCUGACGUUUUGCACAGGUGCUCAGAAAGUCGCAUGGCAAGCAGGCAUUUGCUUCCCAGCCUGGGCCUUUAACCCAUAUCCAGCCAUUUUCUCCCCAUUUGGUACAUUGGUACAUUAUUUUCUUUCAGCUUUCAGAUGGAAGACCUUUAUGGUACAUGCAGCUGGUGGUGAGAGACAUAUCAUCUUGGCAAUAAGUAGCAUGGGGGGGUUGCCUUUAUUCUAGAACAGUUCCACCACAGAUAGGAUUUUAGUGCUGUGCUCUUUAUCUUUUAUGAAAGACAUUAUGGGGCAGUCGGCUACAGUUGGUUCAAACGACAGAAAUAAGACUUUAUUGCUUGUUAAGACAGAUACAGACGAUGAACAUGAAACUGUGUCAGAGCACUUCUUCAUUGAUUGGCAUAGUGUGAAAAAUGAUGGCACUGUUACCGUUAGUAGAUGGAAAAUGGCCAGUUCAGUGUGGCAUACUCAUAUAUUGUUUUUUAGUUAUAAUUAAUGCAUUCACAUUCGGAGGGUCAAAAUUUCUCAGAGAUGUCGCAAAAGGAUUUAAGAAUUCUCACAGACGAACAAUGCAAGAAAGAAUCUAGAUGAAAAAGAAAACUUUAUUAAGCAUGCUUGGCAGCAGACAUUAUGCUGUUGCCAAAAAGCUCAUAGGUUGUGGUGAAAGUUUUACAAGCUGUUUACUAGCCAUUUUGAAGGAACAUAAUUGUCUCUUUUGAGGCUGUGAGAAAAUUGGUGCAGUGAGAAAAUUUUUUGAAGAAGUAUUCAUUUAUAUAUGUAUGAGAAGCCCUUGUUGUGUAGGUUUAUACCUUUUUUUUAAUAAAGGUGCAUAAGCACAUAUUUCGGAAAUGUCUGUAAUAUAAGGUAGGUGCCGGUUAAUGAGAUACACUAUAUUUCACUCACUUCCUCAUUUAUGAAAUGUUUGAAAACAGUAUCUGCUAUAUUUUCCUAAAGAGAUUUUGGGAGAAAUGGAAUAUCACCUUUCGGGCCUCUUUAUUCCAGCCCUUGAAUUUUUUUUUUAAAGCUUCUGCUAUGCAGUCAGAUUCCAUCGACAGUUCUAAUUUUCAUUAAUUCUUACAUUGGAAGACCAUAUGACAUGAUCAUGAAUUCAGCACUUUAUAAGUUUGUUGGGUGGAAUGAUACAACUAAGCUUUCCAUUUUAAUUCCUUGGCUGAAGAUUUUGUGCAUUUUGCUUUGUUUCUAUGAAAAGCUAUAAAUUUUGGUAAACAUUGCCUUGACCUCACAUUGAUUCAUACAGUUGAAAUUUCAGUUCAUUUUGGGGUUAGCUUUAGUUCCAGGUAAUAGAACAUGCUCUUUUCGGUUUAACUUUUCAUGUCUUUUUAGAAUAAAUGUGCGGAAAUAUGUUUUGCUUUUUUUUUUCCUUAGUGCUGUUGGAUGUACCAAGGCUUAAAAAAAAUGUCUUGCUAUUACACAACUUUUCUCAAAAGGGUGACAGCAUAAUUUUCUUAAGCAUUUUCUUAUGAAUAUUUUGAUGUUGUACUAGUCUGCUGUUUAGAUCUAUUAGCACUUUCGCAGGCCACUCAUUAUCAUCUGACAAAUGUGUAACUUUUGUUGUUUUUAUGGUAAAUCAGAUUCUAGUUAUGUGAUCUGUGAAUAUGUUUUAUAAUUUGUAUAAAUGAGAUCUUUAUAUGGGUGAAGCACAGUUUGUGAUGAUCAGGAGAUGUGUAUAACCUGAAGCAAGGUUUUUGUUGAGUUUUCCUUGAGUUUUACAGAUGAUGGGGAAAGUGUUGCUCGUCAUGCCUUUUACCAACCCACCCCAUUUUCUGUGAGCCUUUAGAGCUAUGUUUUAAAGGGACAUUCUCUGGCUCCAGAUGCAUUUCUUUUAUAUAUAUAUUUAUCCAGCAGCCUUGCCAUCCUUGUUAUGAGUUACUGAUGUUAACCAUUUAAGGAAUUGGUGAGAACGGCAGUUUCAAGAGACUUUGUAGUUAUUGUACUGUUAUAAGAAAUGGGCUUUACACUUGGCAUGUAUCAUUCCCCUGCAGCCAUGUGUUUAUAGAGUUUCAGUUCCAGAGGCACACAUCAUGUAAUGGAAAACUUUGGAGAUUUCUUAUUAUAUUAAUUUUUCAUAUAUUAAUUUUUCAUUUUUGUUAACAACAACUAGUUUUCAAGUAACAAGUGCCAUACACCAAUCGAAAAAAAUUAUUAUUAUUAAACACUAUAUAUAAAAUGUAUGCUACCUAACUGCUCUGAAGUUUUUUACUUUUGUUCUCACUGACAUAUCAGAUUGUUGCAGAUUUGAGUGAAGGUCGUUACGUAUGAGUGUGUAUUAAGCCUGAAUCUUUCGGAUUUUUUAAAAUGCCAGAAAUACAAUGACUUGUCAAUUUGUUUUCCUCUGUUAACACAAGAUAUUGUGGAUCUUAUUGGUGCUGCAUUACAUGUUUCCACUGUUGGUAUUCUGAAGUUUGGCGCUCAGGUGAGACACACCUUAUUAGGCGCUGUUGACCUAAGAUAGGUCUGAAACUUUGCAUGCCAGUAGUUCAGUGCAUAACAAAUUAAGAUUUUUAUCAUGUGUCCAACUUUUCUCAUUUAGCAUAUUAGCUUAUUUAUCUUGCUUGUUAAUAGUCCUCAUCAAAGUUGUUAUCCCCUUUAACAUUUUCUUUCUUAUAAUACAGUCUUAUUCCCUGAUUAAAGUAAAAGGUUUGCACUUCUCAGUAAUGUGUAAUGUAGCAUGUCCUCAGAUUUAGUGUGCUAUUUCCCAGCAGCAUAUGGCCCAUGGCGUAUAUUCCCCAGUCCAGUUAAGUGAAACACACAGUCAACAUUCCCUAGCAUUAAGGAUUCGGGGCAGGUGUUACAUCAUUUAUUUUUCCCACUCUCAUCAAUAUUACCAGACGCAGGGGGUAUAUAUUGCACUAUUGGUAUUGCGUGCCCUACUUGGUAUACAUUAUGGCAUAAUGGUGUGAUCGGAAAUGUACAGUUAGGUGAUCUUUUUAUGAAAAGUAUACGAAAACAGACAAUUGCAUCAUUACUGUUAAAUUAGAAAUUGCCAAUUUAAGAGAACAGCCAAGAUUGAAACCUUUAAAAAUGUUAUAGAGAUACUUGCAGUAAAAAUUAGAAUUCGAGAGAGUAUUAUCUGAACACAUCCAUAAUCAUUUUCUUUUACCUCCAGAAAAAGAAAAACCCAGCCUAGGCAGAGACCUUAUUUUGAGUUGUGUGUGGGAAAAUUGCAUGUAUGUUGGUCUGCUUUGUAAAGUUUUUAUUUGUUUAGAAUGAACAAAAUUUUACAAUUGAUAGAGACAGUUUUUUAUGUAAAUAAUCAUGUGCAAUUCUGUUAAUCUUUUUUUUAAUCAAUUGUACCUUUUGCACGCUAAUCCCAUUUUCUGUGUUAAUUUUGUGUCUACCUUUACCUACCUUUCCACAAACGUGAGCUAAAGGUGGUUCUUGUUUGUGCUUAAGGCUUUGUACUUGAUCUCAGCGGGAUAGGUUUACCUGCAUACUUCCUUACAGUUGAAGAAUCUUUUUCCUAGAGAUCAUCUGCAAAGGACACUUACUCUUUCUAGCAUCCAUCCCGCCAAGUUGAAAACCCUAUUUCUUUCUGUGAAGAUGCUUCAAUGUUCCUUUCUUCGUUGACGUUGUGUCUUUGACAUACAAUGAAAACUGUGACAAAUACAUAUAUUUGAAAGGAUUUGUAUGGAGAGGGGAGAAAGAACUUGAACUGAACAAGGUUUGUCAAAACCUGUCAAUUCUGGAAAACCAGGAAUGCUAUAGAGGCUUAAAAUACACUUGCAGACCAAAUGAUAUAUGCAUAUAAAGCAAAAAAAACUCACCACUCACAUCACCAUCCACACACAUGAACACAGCACAGUUAAAAACUUAGAUGUUGUAUCUGUAAGUGUUAUGAAUCAAUGCCAGAUGUUCAGAAAGUCUUUUCAAAUUUCUGUUCUAACUUCCAAAGUUACUGCAAAAAAAAAAAAAAUAAAAAGAUAUCUAGAUCUGCUGGUAGGGCUAGAGGUUAUGAAUUGUAUUUUUUGUGUAUGUUUUGGAACAAAGCAUUUGUGAAUAAAUAAAGAAUUCCAUUUAUGUUUUGAAAUAAAGUCUUCUUGUCUUUUGGCAUUUUUAAAGGUUGAAGGGGUGCAUUACUUCGUUAAAGUGACCUCUAAAAUGUUGAAGCUUUUGUUGUCAGAAUGGAGGAGUACAUAGCCUUUGACUUGGGAAACAUAGUAUUUAUAAAGUUAUUGUAUAUUUCCUAGAAAGAUAUUUGUGUGUAUUUCAGUUCAGAAUAUAGAUUCUGGCAUUGUGAGUGAAGUCAUCCAAAAAUGAAAGCUAUUCUAUUUUGCAUGGCUUGUAGUUCAUGCAUAAUGAAUAUGAUGAACAAGGGAUGUGAAAAUUUGAGGUUUAGUUUGAUUGUGUGGUCACAUAAGACAAAUAAUGGUUCCACAUGUGGUAAUGAUUAGAUUUCUUUUUUUAGUUUACAAUUAUCUAUACAUUAUGUGUUGGAAGGGUGGAGGGUGGGGAUGUCUGUACUUUACAUUGAUUUAGAUGUUCAAAAGUAAUUUUUUACAAGAACAUGGUUAUCUGUUCUUGGUUGUUGUCAGUUAUUAUUUGUUCAUUUUUUUAAAAAUCAACACAAAUAUUACUAAAGAGGUAGGCAGGAUUUUAUUUUUGUACUAUAAUGUUGUCCUUUACAAAAUUGCUACAAAGUUAGGUCUAUGAUCACGACAGGUACAGUGCAAGAAACGACUGCCCUGCAUACAACAAAAUGAGUUGGUCCUUAAUAGCAAUAUGGUUCUUCAUCAUUCAUCUUUUUUUGUUACAACAGUAGGCAGGAAGAAAAAAUGCAUUGGUUUUUCUGAACUGUUUUUCUGUUCAUAGCACUGUAGACAGUUUCAAUGUGAGCAUGCAUACAAAAACACUGAUUGUGCACAGGUUGCAUGCUUGUGUACUUCUUCUUUUUCACCCCCAGUAUAGGGCCGCAACUACACCACACAAGUGCUUGUGUUGCAUUUGCGGUUUCUGUAGCAGGGGUUGCUUUACAGGGUGGGAUUACUAUUCCCUUGCCCAACUGUCCUCCUUCAUGUGGGUUUGGGACUUGGGGGAAGGGGGUCAUGAUUGAGUUGUUUAUGUACUUGAAUGCACAUGAAUUUUCUUUUUUUCUUCAAGUUGCGAUGAACAGCUGCAUUCCUUCAGAAAUUAUUAACUACCACAACACAUAACCAUUUUGCAAGAAUUCUUCUGGGUCCCAUUUUUCCGCUCACCAUAAAAAGGACCUUCUUAACCCUAUGCAUUUUCUGAAAUAUGUUACUGUGGUUGGCAGUUUAGUGCAUGAUGGUCAUAUAAAAGUUUUGCCAAACAUUCAGCAUGUGUUUGGUUAAGAAAGCCCUUAUGGUGAAAAUUUCUUCCAUGCCCAUUUUUCGAUGAUUUCGCCUUGGAAGUGUAAAAAAUCUUGAGGGAAAGUUUUGUGAAUUAGUUUUUGGUGAGUAGAAUGCAAGAGACAGCAUUGAGAGGGUGAGUGACCUUAUUUUUUACAAAUAGGCUAAGCUUUCUUCAGUUGUCAUGGAUGUGUACUCUUCUGAGGCUUUUCCAGGAUUUCAGCAUUGAAAAUUCUACUUAGAAUGGCUCAUUUAUGUGAUCUGUUCUUGUUAUACAAGCCAAUUACCCAGCAGGCUUUAGUAAAAAAAAACAAAAAAACCAGUUUUGUAGACCAGACUGAAAAUGUAACUUUUGAUAUGCUUGCCCUUCUGUUUGCAAGAUGAGGACGUGCCCAGUGCUCUAUAGACUAAAAUACUGUUUGGGAAAUUCAAAGGGUAUGUAGCUGGGUUAAAGAUCAAACUAUGUGACAUUGCUAAUUCCUUAUUUCAUUUACAGACGCAUGCCCCAUUGAUCUGAUUUUCAUGUAUCGAGAUAAACAUGAAUAGAAAGUACAUAGGUUUAUAUUACAAUCCUUCUCUUUGUGGCUGAUAUUUGAACAUUAUUUAGUCAUCUUAGAUUUCAAAUGCUCAAAAUUGAGCAUACACAAGAAGGGGAAGAUGAACAACAAAAAGUGUGCAUGCUGGUUGAAUCUAGAUAACACAUCCAUCUUGAAUCAUGUUUUGGGAAUAAAGGUUUAGUGCAUACUUAAAAUGCUGCUUGCAGUAGGCAAAUGUGUUGUGGGUAUUUGGUUUUUGUACGACACAUCACUUCAUGUCAUAAAAUAAACUGUAGAAAAAA
Molecule: messenger RNA, 8405 nt
Organism: Pomacea canaliculata
Lineage: Eukaryota; Metazoa; Mollusca; Gastropoda; Architaenioglossa; Ampullariidae
Product: FERM domain-containing protein 5-like
Exons: 18
Coding region: 163-2235 (690 amino acids)
Cellular component (GO): cytoskeleton
Molecular function (GO): cytoskeletal protein binding
Source: RefSeq, a predicted model, not a curated record